AUGGACUUAAUGGAUAUUCAAGAUAUAUCAUAUAUUGAUUAUGAUGAAUUGGGUGUACGUCCAUUGAACUUUAUUGAUGACAGUAAUGAUAUUGAUUUUGAUGAUAACAUACAUGGAUAUUAUGGAAAAGACAAACAAGAUGAUUUAAAAUUUCACAGCCAUGAAAAAAAAUUAUUAACGGAUGAAAGUGAUGCGAUAAUACCUGACGAUGACGAUAAUUCGACUUAUGAGAUUGAUCCGGAAACUGGUGAGAAAAUCUUUCGCGAGGUGUCUGUUUUAUCAAGUCCGUCUUUUUCAAUAACAAACGAAAAGUGGAUCGAAACAUAUCUAUCUAAUAUCGAACCACCAUCAUCAACAACUAUCAAUCGAUUAACAACAACGACAACAAUAACACCAACUAGUGGUUUACUUUUCGAAGGUAUCGAAUUAGGUGACGAUCAAACAGAGCCAAAUUGGUUUUCAAAUUAUAUUUCUCUUGACGAAUCAACGAACAAUAUCAUGUUUAAUGAUCAACUUCUUUCUGGUCAAUAUAUUGAUGAUGAUCAUAAUAAAAAUCCUCCACAAACAACAUCACCGAUACUUAUACCACUAUCUAAUACAACUAAACAAAAUUCAAUAAUGAACUUAUUAAGUGUUUCUUUAGAUGACGAAUAUUCAUUAAGUAGCAAUAGUAAUAAUAGUCGAUUACAAAGAUCAUUUUCACCCUAUGAAACUGAUAGUGAAUUAACAUUUGAUGGGUCUUGUAUUGAAACAAAAUUAGAAAAAAUUGAACAUGAUGAACAUUUAAUGACACAUAUGUUUGCUCGUCGAUCGAGUACACGCGCAAAUUAUCAAGGACAACAAGAUGAAGACACUUUACGACGAUAUAAUAUUCCACUUGCAUUAUAUGAUAUAACUCAAUCUAGUACUGAAGAAUAUAAUCGCCAUUUAGCACGAUUAAGCCAUUUAAGUCAAGAACAAAUACAUCUUAUAAAAGAUAUACGUCGUCGUGGAAAAAAUAAAAUUGCAGCACAAAAUUGUCGAAAACGAAAAGCGAUUAAUGUUGAAUCAUUACUUGAAGAAGUUGAUGAUUUAAAACGUCUUAAACAUGAUUUAGAACAACGUAAAAAAUCAUUUCAACAACAAAUAAUUGAAACGCGUAAUCAAUAUGAGUAUCUUCAUCGACAAGUAUUACCUGAUCGACAAUUACCACCAGCAAUUAUUGUAAAAUAA
Adineta steineri is the source of this 1212-nucleotide messenger RNA. The record is from the annotation of a GenBank genome assembly. Lineage: Eukaryota; Metazoa; Rotifera; Eurotatoria; Adinetida; Adinetidae.